GGGGGGAAUGAACGGGGCUGCGGGCAGGGAGCGCUCCGCAGCACAGCUGGCACCGGAGAACUCCUUUUUGUGCGGCUCUCCUUCAGUUUAACGCGGCUCCUUUCUUUCUUUAGCCGCCGUUAAUUAAAAAGCAGGACAAAACCCAUCCUCUGGGAGCCACUUCAGUACGUGUUUUUCAAUGCCACGCUGUUGCGUCCCCUCCCUGCGCACACCCUCAGUGCAGACUUUGAACAAGCGGCGCUUUGCUUGUUUUUCUGCCUUUUUUUUUCCUUAAUCACUGGCGAUCCCGGCCCCAAUUACACGUCCUGCACAGCCACAGAUACCGCUCCCCCCGCCCUGCGAGCGCGAGGGGGGGGUCGGGGCGUGGGUUGGCUUUGCAGCACUCUGCAAUUCGAUGUCCUGCGGCGGAGCCAGCACCCAAAAUUAGCCGUGCUGCGGGCGGCGCCCGGCCAGAAAAAGGGCUAUUUUGGGGUCCUGCCGUGUAGAAAAGGGGCAUUUUGGGCAGCGCCGGAGGGCUGAACCCUCGCCCCGCCCGGGCGCCGUUUGGGGCGAAUUGCCGCAUUUUUGGGUCCGAGCCUCCCUGUUGGUUUUUUUGCAAAGCAGUGCGAAACGGCGAAGCUUCUCGGAGACAAAAAAAAAAAAAAAAAGCGAAAUAGGUUCUUGUUGGUUUAUUGCUGAUUUUGCUGUAACUUUUUAGGAGCAAAGUCACGCUGCGACCGCGCUCCCUGUCUGCGGGUGCGCGUCCCCGACGUUUAUUUGGGGAGGGGAACGCGGCUCUCUGCGCCCCCGCCCGCCGGGAAAGGGGCGGGACUUCGUUCCAGCCUUCAGGCUUUGAAUAAUGUUAGGAAGCACGGCCGCUUUCAUUUUAUUUUGGAAGGACUCCUUUUCUUUUGCAGAAGGUGGAAGGACACUCUCCCAGGAAGCAGCUGCCCGUGAGGAGCCCAACACAGAGAGCCCUAAACGGGACCUUCAGCAAAGCGGUGCUCGGAGAGUGAUGGUCUUAAAAUGAAAAGGUGCUGUGAGGGUGUUGGGCUGCCAUGCCUGUUUAAGGGUGUUGGCAUGGCCAGCUCCCGGCCUCCCAAGUACCUCCUGGUCUUCGAUUUUGAUGAGACCAUCAUCAACGAGAACAGUGAUGACUCCAUCGUGCGGGCAGCACCAGGGCAGGCACUGCCUGAGCACAUCCGGCAGAGCUUCCGCGAGGGCUUCUACAAUGAGUACAUGCAGCGCGUCCUGGCCUACAUGGGGGACCAGGGCGUCAAGAUGGGGGACUUCAAGGCUGUCUAUGAGAACAUUCCCCUGUCUCCGGGCAUGCCUGACCUCUUCCAGUUCCUCUCCAAGAACCACGAGCUCUUCGAGAUCAUCCUCAUCUCCGACGCCAACAUGUUUGGCAUUGAGUGCAAACUGAGGGCGGCCGGUUUUUACUCCCUCUUCCGCAAAAUCUUCAGCAACCCGUCCAGCUUUGACAAGAGGGGUUACUUCACCUUGGGGCCCUACCACAGCCACAAGUGCCUUGACUGCCCAGCCAACAUGUGCAAGCGCAAAAUCCUAACGGAGUACCUGGCUGAGAGAGCGCAGGAAGAGGUGGAGUUCGAGAGGGUGUUUUACGUUGGGGAUGGUGCCAAUGACUUCUGCCCUUCGGUGACUUUGACUUCAGCUGACGUUGCUUUCCCUCGGAAGGGCUACCCCAUGCACCAGAUGACCCAGGAGAUGGAGAAGAAGCAGCCUGGAACCUUCCAGGCCACCGUUGUUCCCUGGGAGUCGGCUACCGAGGUUGCCCGCUAUCUGCAGGAGCUCCUCAAGAAGAAGUGCUGAGGAUGGAUGGCUCCAAAGAGGCUUGUUUACGAUAAGCAGCUGGGAAGGGAGAAGGCUGGGAGAUCACGUCCUGCAACCCAUGUUUAUUUGGCACUGCUCACUUGGACUUUGAUUCCUGGACUGCUUUCCUGCCUUCCUCUCCAAGCUCCUAUCUCCCCAGUGAUCGAAGCACUUUCUCUCCCCCCACAUCCCUUUCUCUUCCCUCUGCCACGUUGAGAUGAAGUCUUCUCUAUGCAGUUUAGAUGGCUUCUCUGCUGUUGGUGGUUGGCAACACUAAUGGUAUGGGGUUGGUUUUUUUUUUUUUCCCUUUUUGACUUCUCGAGAGCAUUUCUUUACCAUCCAGAAGCCAACUCUCCUGCAGGCUGAGCCCUGCAUGUGCUUCCUCUUGACUUCAUCCCUCUCAACCUCCUGCCCAUCUCCACUCUCCAUGCAGGAGCCGCAUGCUGUUGCCUUCAACCCAAUGCUCCAAGGGCUCCUUGCCUCUCCAGGAAGCCACAUGAAAUUUAGUCUGGGCAGUUUGUGCUGCCCAGGCUCCCCAGCUCGCCAUGCACCCCACUCCUUGCUCAGCAGAUGAGCCUCGCACAGGAGUUCAUUGUCCCUUCAGACUUUAUUUUCUGGGGAAAAAAAAAAAAUAAUGAAAAAUCAAGGAAACCUUUUAAAGGUUGGUACCUUGCAAAAAUAAAAAGCAGCCCCCCUUUAGCUCCCAUUGCCCUCACCCCAUUUUUUUUUGGGGGGGGGGGAGGGGGGGGGUUAAGCAGAAUGGCCACAUCCUGCUUGAGGAGAAAGACCUGACUUCACCUUCUUCUUCCUCCCCCAUCACUUCCCCUCCUUGGGCAGCAGCCCCCCAUUCAUCCCCAGUGUAGACAGUUCAUGUCAUAUUGACUGCCCUGCGACCUCCUGCCCUGGUCCAGAGGUGCUGAAAUUCCACCCCCCUCCCCCCCAGCUGAAAAGAGAGGUGCUUUAGCACUUCUUGUAUCAGCUCCCCAGAGGCCAAACCCUCUUACCCCACCACAGUAUUAACUGCCCAUUCUAAUUGCACUCUGUAGAGGGGACCUGCAGUAUUUUGCUCUCUGAUGUUGGCUUUUCCUGGAUUUAUCCACAGCCUUAAAUGACCCCUGGGAGUGGCUUGUAACUACUCCAAAGCAUAGGAACCCUGGCAACAAAUCAGAAUGGUAAGGAAAUAACCAAAGUAGCCCUGAGUUGAUCCUCCUUUAUUUCGUUUUUUCUCCCCUUUCUUCGUUCUUCCUCUUCUGGACACUGUUCAACUGUGUGGAACUUAAAGCCAUGGAAUUACAAAAAAAAAAAAUACAUAUAUAUGUAUAUAGAUAUCUAUAUAUUACAGAUACACAAGUUAUUUGUAUCCGAAACAUAAACCUGAGUGUGAAAUA
Molecule: messenger RNA, 3200 nt
Organism: Gallus gallus (chicken)
Lineage: Eukaryota; Metazoa; Chordata; Aves; Galliformes; Phasianidae
Gene: PHOSPHO1
Product: phosphoethanolamine/phosphocholine phosphatase
Exons: 4
Coding region: 1006-1812 (268 amino acids)
Biological process (GO): bone mineralization involved in bone maturation
Molecular function (GO): phosphatase activity
Source: RefSeq, a predicted model, not a curated record